Molecule: messenger RNA, 7677 nt
Organism: Anopheles nili
Lineage: Eukaryota; Metazoa; Arthropoda; Insecta; Diptera; Culicidae
Gene: Wdr62
Exons: 15
Coding region: 1-7677 (2558 amino acids)
Biological process (GO): regulation of mitotic cell cycle; mitotic spindle organization
Cellular component (GO): mitotic spindle
Molecular function (GO): protein binding
Source: RefSeq, a predicted model, not a curated record
AUGAAUCAGCUCAGCACCAACAAUAACGUGAUUCGAGCGCCCUCUCUGAAGCGGGGAAAGAACGACGAAGGCUUGAAUAAUAGGAUAAAAUUGAAGAAAAUCCUAGGAUUAACAGUAUGCAGCAGCGCAGGGCUCGAUGUCUCCUCCACAACCGGCGUGUUGGCGUAUCCGGCAGGAUGCACGGUGGUACUGUUCAACUCCAAAAAGAUGUCCCAGAACUUCCUGCUAAAUACAACGAAAAAAGCCAUCACAGCCGUAGCGUACUCGGAGUGCGGUCGGUAUCUGGCCACGGGCGAGUGUGGCCACAAUCCCUCCAUCAAGGUGUGGGAUCUGGACGCAUCCGGGACCGGUGGGAGUGGAUCACUCGAAAAUGGAACCGCCGGUAGCAUCGUGGCGGAGUUCUCCGGUCACAAAUACGCGGUCAGCUGUGUGGCCUUCUCGCCCACGGGCAAGUACCUGGUGUCGGUCGGAUCGCAACAUGACAACAUCGUGAACGUGUUCGACUGGAAGGCGAAUCUGAAGAUCGCCUCGAACAAGGUCACGGCCAAGGUGGUGGCGGUCAGCUUCAGCGAGGACGGCAACUACUUCGUAACCGUGGGCAACCGACACGUGAAGUACUGGUACCUCGAGGGCAGCCGGAAGUACAAGGAACCGAUCCCACUGAUGGGACGCAGUGCCAUCCUGGGAGAGCUGCGCAACAACGACUUCUGUGCGGUCGCGUGUGGUAAAGGCGAGAUGGCCGAGAGUACUUAUGCCAUCACGCGGAACGGCCAUUUGGUGGAGUUCAACGCGCGCCGACUACUGGAUAAAUGGGUGAUGUGCCGGACCAACGCGGCAAAUUGCAUGGUAGCCAGCACGAAGUACAUUCUCGUCGGAUGUGCCGAUGCCAUCGUUAGGGUAUUCAAUGCCGAAACUCUCGAGUACAUCACCACCCUUCCGAGAACGCACUUUCUGGGCGUGGAUGUCGCGCAAGGAGUACACAUUAACCACAUGAUGGCGGUGCCCCAGAGCGCCAAGUAUCCCGACACCAUCGCCAUCGUGUACGACGACGUCCGCUCGAAGGUGACGUGCGUGUACAACGACCACAGUCUGUACAUCUGGGACCUGCGGGACAUCCGGCGAGUGGGUAAAAGUCAAUCCUUCCUGUACCACUCCGCCUGCAUCUGGGGCGUGGAAACAGUGCCAUUCAGCUACCAGCAGCUCCAGCACAGUGCUAACGGGGGCGACACGUUGCCUUCGGAUUGCUUCAUGACCUGCUCGUCAGACGACACGAUUCGCGUGUGGGACGUGGACAGCUGCGAGGCGAACGAGGUGUAUCGGAAGAAUAUCUACAGCAAGGAGCUGCUCAAGGUGCUGUACAUCGACGAUGAGCUUAACUUCAUCAAGGACACGGACAACCCGAUCCACAGCACGGAGAAAAACUCCAGCUACGAUGGCCGCAACGGUGUUCGGUGUAUCAAGAUCAGCCCGGACAGCCGGCAGCUGGCGACGGGUGACCGAAGCGGUAACAUUCGAAUCUACAAUCUCAGCAACCUGAAGCUCAUCACGACCAUCGAAGCGCACGAUUCGGAGGUUUUGUGUCUGGAGUACACGAACGAACGCAUCGACCGGCGGCUGUUGGCCAGCGCGAGUCGCGAUCGACUGAUACACAUCUUCGACUGCGAGGCCAACUAUCGGAUUCUGCAGACACUGGACGAUCACUCGAGCAGCAUUACUUCGGUGCGGUUCAUUGGCGCCGGCAAGCAGUUCCAGAUGGUGUCGUGUGGCGCGGAUAAAUCCAUCAUCUUCCGUAACUACCAGAACAACGUGUUUCUGCGUGGUAACAAUUGCUCGGGCAAGAACACACUCUACGACAUGGAGGUGGACAGCAACAGCAAGCACAUCCUAACCGCCUGCCAGGAUCGUAACAUUCGCGUGUACAGCACGCAAAAUGCGAAGCAUACGAAGACUUUUAAGGGUUCACAUUCGGACGAGGGCAGUCUCAUCAAGGUGAGCCUGGAUCUGAGUGGCAUCUACAUCGCGACAUCCUGCACGGACAAGACGCUUAGCGUGUACGAUUACUACUCGAACGAAUGUAUGGCACGAAUGUACGGCCACAGCGAGCUGGUGACGGGGUUAAAGUUUACCAACGACUGCAAAUAUCUCAUCUCAGCUAGUGGUGAUGGAUGUGUGUUCAUCUGGCAAGUGCCCCACGAUAUGAUCGUUACAAUGCAAGCCCGCUUAUCGCAGCAAGCUCUACGUUCCGGCCAUCAACCGAUUCCGCGAACGCUCCAACCUACCAACCCGUUUACUGAUGCCAUUCUCAAUCAUCCACAACCGACGGCGGUACCGAACAGUGCCUCGAUGAGCGCUGCAGAGUUUGGUUCUCCUCCAAACAGCAAUUUCUCGCUCGAAGACGUUCCAGUCACGCCCGGGUAUCGCUUUUCCGACGUCGGUCAAUUGCCGCAGUGGGCCAAACGGAAGCCCUCUGAGGAUCUGCAGUCAAAUUCGCCUGUUCUCGGUAGCAGCCCUAGCCAAGGUGGCAGCAACUUCGGCGGAAUGGCACCCAAACCGCGCGGUCGCUGGGGUCAGAAGGGUGUCGGUGGCGUGUUGGAUGAUCCACUCGAUGUGUUGAACAUGGUCGAAUCGAGUCCUCUCAGUUCUUCAUUCAAAGAACGUCAGCCCAUGACGCCAACCUCCCAAUCCAUCGGUCAACCGUCGCAGAACACGCAUCCACCGGCCACAAACACACCGACGUCCGGGUACAAUAGCAGCGGUUCAAAGGAUGUCUACAGCAAUGCCUACCUCAGCGAAGACAGCUCCAUCGACAGCGGGCGAGAGAACCGACGUCCCGAUCUGAGCUCGUUUCUGCACAAGAAGAUCACGGAAACCAAGGCCCUGAAUAGUUUGAAUUCGGAAUCGAACACCGAACACGACGGAGAUGUUGAAGACAUUUCCGACGGCGAACGGACGAGCUCGGAUCAUGGCAUGGUUUACUACCCAUCAGCUGCACCGUCUACUCCAACCGACUUCAAAAUCAACGAUGUUGACACGAAUGAGCUGCGUAAGUCAAUUCGAAGGCAGAAGCUGGAAAAGCAAGGCCUCAGCAUAGCAGCCCAGUUUCAGAUGCAAAGUGCAGCAUCCGGUACGGGUACCGGCACGUCCGAUGACGAAGACGAAGGAUCAACUCCGAGCGGUGACAACGCGGAUCGAUCGCUUGCCUCCACUCUCGGUGGUAGUUCGGAAAGCAUCCCGCAGCAAUCGUCUUCCACUUUCCUGCAAGCUGUCCUCGAUGGCCCUGGCAGUUUGUCCGACCGAGAGCGUUCGCAAGCACGGAAGAGCAUGAGUGCGAAGCACAACAACGAUUCAAAAAUCACCACCAGCAUAUCGAAAUCGUUUGCCAACAACAAAAAGGAAGAGCUAAUGAAGGUGAUCAACGAAGCCAAGGCAAAGCUGGAGAAUGGGAUAAUGUUUCAUAAUAUGCGUGAGGUUAAAUCCCCAUUUAAUCUUGCUCAUUUGAAGGUCGGCUACCGAUCCGGUCUACGCGCUAGUCAAAGUAUUUCCGAUCUGAGCCACUCGAUGAACAUGGCCGGGGCGAGUCCAAAUCGCACGCAGCGGAUAGACGUCGAUAGUAAUUCACCAUACAGGAUGUACCCGUCGGCGGUCGGUGUGUCUGGAACGGGUGCCGGUUCCGUCGCGUAUAUGAAUUCUUCGAAUUUCCUUCACAGUGCCGCACCGCGUUCGAAAUUAGCACAAAAUUGUAUGCUCAUGAACCAGAUUCAGCAGGAACUUCCACCCUACCCACGAGACGUUGGUAUUUAUGAUCAACCGGUACAACGACCCGACAAGCUAGAUCUGGUCGAGCUACCUCCAGUGCCAGCUGAUAAACUUCGGAAGCAUCCAGGCAUACUGAAAAACUACAAAUCGUGCCCUGUAUCACCCGUACACGAGGAACAGGAAUGGUCGAGCCCAUCGAAUCACGACGAGUCGUCGCACAAUCAGCAAAACCCACAAGAUCGCUCCGGUCGGCAUGGGCAAAUGCGCCAUUCGAUGUACUACGAGGAUGCAAAGACGAUUCUAAGCAUGAUUCACUCCGACACGGAGAAAAUGAUCCGGGAAAUCACCAGCAAGUACGGCGAUCUCGAUGAUAUCCAACCAACUGCGAAAGGAAAGGUAGAACAAAAACCCAUCCCACCCGCCCAGGAGACGGUCAACAUCUCUGACGAAACUCCCGCUUCAAAUGCUUCCAAUACCCUGGAACACCAAGAGCACGAUGUGCUUUGCGGUGACGAUCCAAACUUUAGCUCCGAUUCACUGGAAGACUGCAGUCUCGAUCUGGAUCUCGAACGAACCGGCCAAGCGGUGCCAACAAGACGAAAACCAUGUGCCAAACAUCCGCCAGCCAAGAAAACACCUCUCUCACUGCCAAAACGUUCCGUUUCUGACUACUUUAUCUACGAUCAGCCACCCCAAGGACCCUCAGCUGGCAUUCCCUACCGAAACGUGUCGCUCUCGGACAUCCUUGAUGACGAGGAGGCGAUUCGGCAGGCGGAAAAUCGGUUUCUCGAAACACAACGGCACUCCAGCGCAAGUUUCUUUCUCGGUCAACAGUACCCGACGAGAAAGAGCCAGGAAAGCAUCCUUUCGGAUGAGUACGGUAGCGGUGGUGUUAGCUUCUGCAAUAGCAUGGAAAGCAUUCUGUCGGAUGAUUCCGAGUGCAAAAGUGCUCCACUGGAGGUACUCUUCGGUCGCAUGCGACGGGAUCAUCUUGGCCACGUUGGGCAUGGUCACGGCGGAGGCCGUAAUCCUGCCAACUUUGAGUACAAGCUUGAAGGCGUCGGUUGUACAACCUCAAAAUCGUACGGCUCUAGUCCGAACGCCGGGAGUGGGUUUGAUUAUUACAUGCAGGGUAAUUACUUCCAUGCCACUGCUACCACCGACAGCAGCUACUACGGUAUGGUACACGAUAGCUUGGAGUACGGUGGUCAAGAUCGUCGCACGAACGCUCGCCAAGGAGUCCCCGGUAUGCCAACUUCAAUGAGCUAUCCUCGGUUUCUUCCAAGCCUUGCAGCCCAACCUCCAACAGCCCCAUUAUCCACCGGGCGCGAAGAGCUACUAUUCGGUGAAGUGUUCGAUGAAGAGGAAGAUUUCAUUCCAUCGCUCACGUCGAAAGCAGCUCAGUACGGUGGAGCCACCGUGAAAAGUCUCAGCAAGGACUUCGCCAACCAACGCAAGCAGAUGAACUCGAAUCCGCUGUAUAAUUGCAACGACGGCACAAAUGGGGGGGAACUGUUCGUGCGUAAAACGAUCAACGCCACAAACCAUCAACACCAGAUCACUCGAUCGGACAUUUUCAGCACGGAAUCGUCCGUCUAUGUGAUGAAAAAAUCAUGCUCUUUCGAGAUCGAAAUGGGUGGCCGACGGAUCGCACGCAACUCGAAGAAAUUCGAGCAGAAUCUGCAGCGGUUCGAGCAGGAGCGCAAACAAUCGAGUGAUCGCUAUCAACACCAGUUUGGGGGAACUCUUGAGAUGGAUUACGUUCCGCAUAAACCUCCGGUCGCUCAUCGGCGUUCGGCAAGCAUGAAAGGUCGAGGCAGAGUCCGUUCGAAGGAGAAGUUCAACACGAUCAUAGGCCAGAUGUCGAUCUCUGCCGGUACAACGACUCUCUCCAGCCAGUGCGACGAACCAGCGAUGAUCGGAGGCAAGCUACGGGAUUUUGUAAAUAGGGACUUCAAGGUGCCGCACAGUAAAUCCUCGGACGGGAUGGCUGCGUCAUUAGGAUGCCGUCGCGGCGACAUUGGUGAAGAAAAGUCCUUCGAAGUGUACGUCGCGGAGAAAGGAGUCAGUGAGGACGACAACAUGGACAGCUUGGAACUGCUCUCAAAGGCACGGAAUGUUGGCGGCGUGCCGAAAAUCAAUUCAACCGAUUCCCUCGAUGCUCCGGUGGUAGAGUGUGGAACCGAAGUCGGUGUAGAAGCGCUGGAAGGUGAUGACGAUGCAAUUGAUAACGAUGCCACUACUGGUGUCGAUGCACUUGAGGCCGAGGAAGCUCACGAAUCACCAAAGAAAACUGCCACGCAGGGAAGCGCCAGUGAGCUGGAAAAGCUGGUCGGACGUGGUUUGCUUUCGAGCGGAGAGUACAACCGAUUCCUUGAUAUCGAGAAAAAGAUAGACAUAAUUAACAAGCUGGUUGAGCUGGAAGAGCGCAAGCUGGAACAAGAACGCUCAGCGAAGGAGUACCGAAUGCGUCCGUUCGAUUGCGACCCAAGGCAGAAAGGGUACGUGAAAAGUUUGACGGAAAAUUUCGACCGGCUUGCGAAGGACGCGCAGGAAGAGCUGGAAAAUGAGAAGAGCUGGUAUCUGGCGAAGGCGCGCAUGAAGCGUAAUUUCAGCCUUCCGGAUGUGCUUGAUUUUGGUGCGGAUCGAUGCUGCAGGCAUGAUAAAUGCGGCGAUCAGGAGGACAUCGAAGGCGGUUGUGGUUGCUGCUGUGAUGAGUGUGUCGAUGAUCCAGAAGACGGACGGCAUGCUUACAAACAGAAGGACGAAGACGAGCUGUCGGAAAAGGAGGAAAACUCGAUGGCGGCUGCCGUUGCGGCGGUUGCAGCGGCCGUUGCAGCCAUCGGGAUAUGCGAAAGCGAUGAAGGCGGCAAUCCCCGAAGCUUAAUCUCUGCGCAAGAUAGUGAAUCAUCGAUUAGACGUGCUUGUUCGCUUAGUGAUUUGAGUAUGGGAAAAGGCUACAAAUCAUCCAAUCCUUCAACAGCUGCCAGUGGGCCUUACAAGCCGUCUGUAAGCAAUCGAGCUCCAAGCACGCCGACUCGGACCACACCGAAACGAAGCACGUCAUCGGUCGGAAAAGGCGGCACCUCGUUAGCUUCCGGAAUGGGAGUCCGUAGCGUUUCGGUUGGAAUGUUAAAUCAAGCGAGUGACUCCGAACCGGAACCCACGAGGGGAGGCCUGCUGAAGCCAACGAUUUCAUCGCAGAACAAAAUUAAUGGCACAGGCAGCGGAGUCGGUAAUGGAAACGGUGGAAAGUACAUAAACCCACGCAGCGCAGCAGGCAUCAUCAAUCGACGAAAAGGCCUGCAAAAUGCCUACAGUAGUGUGAACAUCUCAACCACCGGCCAGGAUGAAUCAAGCUCGGAAGAAUCCCCCACAAGUACAGUUAGUACGGUCCCGACAAAACCGGCCGUGCCACCGCGUCCGCGAAGCAUCGCCUUUGAGCACAAACGGAUAGCCAACGUGAACGCUAGUCUAAUAAACGUCAAGAAAACGGUUACCGUAGGUGGGACAACGACCAUCAUCACCGAUGCGACAAAUGGCGGAGGUGGAGGUAAUGGCAAUGGAGGAAUCAUGCCCGCCAAAGAUGCCGAUCUAGACAAUGAAGACAUAACCAACCAAGUCUGUACCAACAUAAUUAAUCAGCUCGUGCAAACAACGUCGUCCGUCAUUCAGCUACACCAGCGGUUGAAGUCGAGCGACGAAACGAGCAUCAAUAGGCGCAACAAUUCGCUCAUGCUGAAAGAGCUUGAAAAUGCCGUCAUAAUGACGCAAAACAUGCUCACCAAAGUUACAAAUCGCAACCACAACGAUGGCAUAAACAAUAACACUAUGAGCAAUAACACCAACAAUCAAAUUAUGCACGAAAAGUGCGUCGACAUGCUCAACCAGGUGCAAAAGCACGUGAACAAUAACGGCUAG